This is a messenger RNA of Chelmon rostratus (copperband butterflyfish), 1828 nucleotides long. RefSeq names its product troponin C, slow skeletal and cardiac muscles-like. Bases 107 to 592 code for a protein of 161 amino acids. The transcript has 6 exons. NCBI's taxonomy places the organism in Eukaryota, Metazoa, Chordata, Actinopteri, Chaetodontiformes, Chaetodontidae. Gene Ontology annotation, molecular function: calcium ion binding. The record is from RefSeq and is a predicted model, not a curated record. Gene Ontology annotation, cellular component: myosin II complex.
GAGAGCUUCUUUAGUGCCACACUACUCCAACAGCAAUUGUUGCUGGCUGUAUUUGUCCUGUGUCUGAGUGCACUGGUGUGUCAAAGGAAGGGAAGGACCAGCAGCCAUGGAUGACGUAUAUAAAGCAGCGGUUGAGAACUUGACAGAGGAGCAGAAAAAUGAGUUCAAGGCUGCGUUUGACAUCUUCAUCCAGGAUGCAGAGGAUGGCUGCAUCAGCACCAAAGAGUUGGGGAAGGUGAUGAGGAUGCUGGGACAGAAUCCCACCCCUGAAGAGUUACAGGAGAUGAUUGAUGAGGUGGAUGAGGACGGCAGUGGCACAGUAGAUUUUGAUGAGUUCUUGGUUAUGAUGGUCCGCUGUAUGAAGGAGGAGAGCAAAGGAAAAUCAGAGGAGGAGUUGGCUGAGCUGUUCCGCAUGUUUGACAAGAAUGGCGAUGGCUACAUAGACUUAGAAGAGCUGAAGACCAUGCUGGAGUCAACAGGAGAGGCCAUCACAGAAGAUGAUAUUGAGGAGCUGAUGAAGGAUGGAGACAAAAACAAUGAUGGGAAAAUUGAUUAUGACGAGUUCCUGGAGUUUAUGAAAGGUGUUGAAUAAAGGAUUCAGCUGGAGGCCUCACACUGCAACACUGUCACUUUCCAUUGACUGCACCAUCAUCUAAGGCCUGAAGGCAUGCCUCCACCUUUGUUUUCUUUUUUACAAACAAAGCACCUGUCCUCAGUAGACCCCUGCCCUGUCAGUUAUUCUCAAACAACCUUACUGAUGUUCUGAAAGGUUUGCUGAAAGAAUUCAUUGACUGCAAGCAUCUUUAUUUCUGAUCAUGAUGAUAAAUCAAAGUGUCAUUUGUAAAGACUAUUUUCAUUAAAAAGAUAUCCAUAAUUGCAUAUUUGGUCUGCCAAAAUAUGUGAUGUAAGACAUUCAUUAAACAACUUUUUACAUUUUAAGAAAAAAUAACACAGAAACCUGAAGACAUAGUAAAGUAGCUUUUGGUAAGGGGAGGGUUUUGAAUGUUUACUCCAGUGUUGCUUUACAGAUGUUAAAUAAAUAUUAACAGUAAUAGUCAUUAAACCACACUUCCAUCUUAAUAAAUCCUCAUUUUACAUCUUGAGAAAAAUAACUCCUGAAGACACUGAAAACUGGCACAGUAACACUGAUUUUGGAAAGGGCUGGUUUUGAAUAGUCAUGGUUCACUUGGUAUACACUCAGGAUGGCCUAUUUUGGGACCAACCGCCAGCUGAGAAGCACUGAGCACUGAGAAGGAUGAAACACUCACAAUGGCAAAACAUAAAUCGUCUGUGUCCUCCAUAUUUAGUUAAUCGUUUUCUGGGUAUAUUAGAUGGAGCCUUUUAAAUGGGGCACAAUGCAGUCUGAAGAGGAUCCAGACCCUGAAUUGUGAUGCCGCUUUGCAUUAGUGUGGAGGAGAGAAAGCAGGACCUGCAUGAAUCAGCAUCAUGCAAAGUGGACUCUUAACCUUUUGGUAGACCUCUACAUAUAGUUCAAUGCACCCACCAGUAGAUGGUGUAAUAACCUGAGGAAAGAGAAAGAGAUGACUCCCCCACCUGAAAACUGAUGUUAUAUGAACUUUGACCUCUGGAUAGAGGAAAGAAUGUACUUGUUGACUCAUUUGGUGUACUGCUUUCCACAGAAGGGCAACAGAACAACAUUAACAACUGUAAGUGUAACACUGGCUAGCUGAGCCCAUCACAUACAGCAUACAUGCACUGCCAACAAGUGUAGAAGCCUGUCUCUUAUGUUAAUUAGAUGGCAAACGCUGUAUUUGUUUGGUAUAUUAGUCACGAAAAUAACACUUUAAACAUUAUAUCUUUAAUUCUU